AUGGAUGCCCAGUUCCUCAUCCAAGCAACCUUCGGCCCAACACGCGCUUCCCUGGCAGAGAUCGGUGGUAUGGACUACGAUGCGUGGUUCGAGGCGCAGCUGGCUCUGGCGCCCACACUUCUGCGUAGCCACUACCGCACUCGCGCGAAUCCUCAGGUCUCAGAGGACAAGCCAGCCGGAGUGCCCCGCACGGCUUGUGAGCCCGGAUCCCGCUGGAUGCAGGUUACCUUUAUGUCUACUGACGUGGGCUCACGGGUUGUUGCCAACGGCGCGCAAAUCUUCGUUGCUGGGGCCCUGCGGACGUCGCUGGAUGCAAGUUACACGAAGAAUGCACUCCCGCCCCCGAUGAACUGCUCUUCUAUCGGCCGGGACUGGUGGCAGUGGCAUCCCCAUCGCACGUGCGCCAACCAAAUUCGCGCCUGGACCUGCAGCGGAGCCGAGGACUGGACGAAGGACAAGACCUGCCAGCAGGAAUGCUUUGAUGGCGGAUACCGGUACGGAUCCGAUGACUGUUCGCCGGGCUGGCCCAACUUCAACUUCGCUGGCUAUCUCUGCUCUGUGGUGCCUGCCGCAGCCGUCGGGAGCCAAAUCGAGCUCUCUGUAGAUGCAGCAUGCGAGGACAAGAUCGUGAUGUUGAAUCCCGGCUUGUAUGUCCCCGGCCUCGCAGACGUAGAGGGUGGCUUUCAGAGCGUGCGCCCGUCGGUUAUCGUGCUCCAGCAGCCGCCAUCGACUUGCGACCUUCAGGAGUUCAUCCAAGUUGACGGGCAGACCUUCCAACACGAACCCCGUCUCAAGCUGCUGGAUGUGACCACCCCAGCAGCGGUUUGUGUGGCCGUGCCUAAGACGCCACUGAAUGUGGAGGCCUGUGAGGUGCAGGCCGGACGAGUUUGCAAUUUGGCUCGGGGAACUGACUCAGCUUUGAUCUUGAACAGCUCAACUUUGCAGCUGAUUUCAGAGCAUGCGAACCGUCAUGUCUUCACAGUAUCUGGGCUUAGCACUUCCCUCAGCCCUUGUGGGACAUUGGCCCGCUGGAAGCUCUUGGACUGCUCGACGGAGAGCUGCUCCGCCUCAACUUUAGAAGCAAGUGACCUGUCACUGAUUCGGACGGCUCUCUCCACCCAGGUGGGCAGCCUCCGAGAUGUCUAUGUCAACUGCGCGUCGGUUUCUGCAGGUGCGGUGGUUGAGGUCGGGAGCGACACCUUCCUGCACGUUCACAUCCAUGAGGGUAACGUCUACGACUUCACAGAGUGGGUCUCGUCGCAUCCAGGUGCUCCACCUGACAUGCUGCGCGCUAUGCGGGUUCCAAAGAACGGGGCACUCUUGUUGGAUGCUCGUUGUAACCGGUACCGGACUUAG
Molecule: messenger RNA, 1356 nt
Organism: Symbiodinium sp. CCMP2592
Lineage: Eukaryota; Dinophyceae; Suessiales; Symbiodiniaceae
Source: the annotation of a GenBank genome assembly